AUGAGCCCUACCAGACAUCUGAAGUGCAGUAUGGAUGAUCCAGCCACCACCCUGAUUCAUAUGAUUAGUCAGGCUUUGAGUCCAACAAAACAGGAGGAUUCAAAUGCCUCAAAGCAAGUAAAUUCACCGAAAGAGGUUGCAGAUCGUGUGGAUGCACUGAAGACACUGUUUAAGAAGAGGGCCUCCAUCCACUCGGAAUACUUAAAGGAAUUGUACGCCCUAGAGUUCAAGUAUGCAAGGCUCUACGCACCCAUUUACCUCCAGCAACGUGCUAUUGUGACCGGCAAAGAUGUGGAGGAGAUGGAGGAGGAUGAACCACUGGCCAAUCCGAAGACUCUCGGCGAUGCCGAACUCGAUGUCUCCUUGAAUUGCGCUCCUGAGAUGGACAUGGAAAUUUUGCAGUACCUUGAGGGUAUACGAUACUCCUUCUCUAAGAAACUCUCCAGUCCGGGCUUUCGACUGGUAUUUAUGUUCAAACAGAAUCCCUUUUUUAAGGACAUUGUCUUGAUGAAGCAGUUUUCAUUAAAAUUUAUUGACCAAUGUGAAGAUCUCAAUGAAUUCGGUCCAACCAAAGUCACCUCCACCAAGGCGUCACAGAUCGAUUGGACUAGCUCACAUGAGCCAACUGGUGAUGUGGCUGUUCCACCAAAAGACUCCUUUUUCAAUCUCUUUCGAGACCUCCAACCAGACGCGCUGGAUACACCGGAAUACGUGCAAAUGAUGGAAGACUACGACAUCUGCGUCUACAUACGUGACCGAGUUUUGCCCUACGCGGUGUACUGGUACACGGGCGAGGUGAUGCAGGCCUAG
Messenger RNA from Echinococcus granulosus, 810 nucleotides. RefSeq names its product Nucleosome assembly protein 1-like protein. Bases 1 to 810 code for a protein of 269 amino acids. The transcript has 9 exons. Gene Ontology annotation, molecular function: chromatin binding; histone binding. The record is from RefSeq and is a predicted model, not a curated record. Gene Ontology annotation, cellular component: nucleus; chromatin. Gene Ontology annotation, biological process: nucleosome assembly. NCBI's taxonomy places the organism in Eukaryota, Metazoa, Platyhelminthes, Cestoda, Cyclophyllidea, Taeniidae.